UUAGUAACGCACUAAUUAAUAUUCAUAAGUUGACUGCCGACAGUAGCGCGUCUCAUGGAGGACAGCGAACUCAUAAUCCUACAAAAAGCACAUGAUGAGUUCAACAGUAAGAAUUUUAAACGAGCAGAGGAAUUAUACACAAAGUUCAUCGAGUCCUGCACCAAUUCCAGAAAAUGUAAUGCUCAUGAUUUGGCCAUCGCCUAUAAUAAUCGAGGGCAGGUGAAGUAUCUCAGGGUGGAUUUCUAUGAAGCUAUGGAUGACUAUACUUCGGCCAUACAGAUCAACAGCCAGUUUGAAGUGCCACUUUAUAACAGAGGAUUGAUACGUUACAGAUUAGGCUUUUUCAAGGAGGCUGAGAGUGACUUUCGGAGAGCCCUGGAGCUGAAUCCUGAUUUUAAAGAUGCUAAAGAAAGUUUGAGUCAGACACUCCGGGACAGCGAAGAAAAGCUAAAGAGAGGCUACUAAUGAGAGCAAAUCAUUGAAUUUUACAUAGCUCAUCUGAACCAAGUUGAUUGAACUGUUGAAUCAACAAAAAGUUAUAUUGUCAUGGACAAUCCAAUAGCAUGUGAUUGUGCCGUCAUGAGUUUAAAUAACAUUCAAACAUGUAAUGUUUCUAUUUGUAUAGUGAUAUGAUUUUAUUUAUUUUUUUUUGUCCUGAAAAUGUGAGUGAAUACUGUUCUGAAUAAAAUGCAUGACAGUGUACAUUUUACAAUACUUUGAAUAAUUGUUGAUUUAUCAGUUCAGAAGUGGUGCAAUAAUUAUGUAUAUAUAUUUUUAAAUAAACAUUCUUUGAAAUGUG
Messenger RNA from Ctenopharyngodon idella (grass carp), 799 nucleotides. RefSeq names its product tetratricopeptide repeat domain 32 (gene ttc32). Gene Ontology annotation, molecular function: protein binding. The record is from RefSeq and is a predicted model, not a curated record. The transcript is spliced from 3 exons. The coding region runs from base 55 to 465 and encodes 136 amino acids. Lineage: Eukaryota; Metazoa; Chordata; Actinopteri; Cypriniformes; Xenocyprididae.